AUGGGUUUUGUGGCAAACAUGACAAGCCUUGUUCAAUACUUUCUACUUGUGAUGCACUUUGAUCUUGAAACUGCUGCAAAUACCCUCACUAACUUCAUGGGUUCUGCCUUCUUGCUCUCUCUUCUUGGUGGAUUUCUUUCUGAUACCUAUAUUAACAGAUUCACCACCUGUCUCGUUUUUGGUCUACUCGAAAUUCUCGCAUUAAUAAUGAUUACAGUCCAAGCUUACUCCCACGACCUCCUUCCGAGUCCCCUGUGCCCGAAGGACUGCGUCAAAGGCCGCAUUGCCUUUGUAUUCUACACCUCACUGUACCUACUAGCGAUCGGGUCGGGCGGGGUACGAGGGGCCCUACCGGCGCUCGGGGCGGAUCAGUUCGACCAAAAGGAUCCAAAGGAGGCCAAGGCUUUAGGCACAUUUUUCAACUAUAUGUUGCUUAGUGUUGUGAUUGGAGCUGCUGUGGGAGUGACUUUGAUUGUUUGGGUUGCUGUGAAUAAGGCUUGGUAUUGGGGCUUCUUCAUUUCAGCUUUGGCUGCUACUAUUGGGUUCAUUGUGUUUGCCAUUGGAAAGCCCUAUUAUCGCAUUCAACUGCCUGGUCGAAGCCCAAUUUUGAGGGUUAUUCAGGUUAUUGUUGUGGCGAUUAAAAAUCGACGGCUACGAUUGCCGGACAAUCCAAAUGAAUUGUACGAGAUUAGUGACAAACAUUAUAUGGAUUCAAUUCACUCUAAAAUUCUUCACACCAAUCAGCUCAGGUUUCUUGACAAAGCUGCAAUUAUCCCAAAGGACAUAGAAGCAGAAGAAUGGAAAGUUUGCAGUGUGACUCAAGUAGAAGAAGUGAAGAUUAUAACAAGAAUGGUGCCCAUCUUCAUUAGCACCAUAAUCAUGAACACUUGUUUAGCACAACUUCAAACAUUCUCAGUUGAACAAGGCAACACAAGAAUCAUGGACAAAAGCCUUGGCCAUUUUCAAUUCCCAGCUCCAUCGAUCCCUGUUAUUCCAUUGGUCUUCAUGGCCUUCCUCAUCCCCCUCUACGAGUUCGUCUUCGUCCCCUUCGCUCGCAAAAUCACCCACCACCCCUCGGGCAUCACUCAGCUCCAACGAGUCGGGGUCGGCCUGGUUCUCUCGGCGAUAUCGAUGACGGUGGCAGGGCUCGUGGAGGUGAAGAGACGACAUCAAGCGACAGAGCACCCAAACGAGCCGAUAAGUUUGUUUUGGCUAUCCUUUCAAUAUAGUAUAUUUGGAAUAGCAGACAUGUUCACCCUUGUGGGGCUGCUUGAGUUUUUCUACAAGGAAGCCCCCGUAGGGAUGAGGUCCCUUUCAACUUCCUUCACAUUUCUCUCCCUUGCUCUUGGCUAUUACUUGAGCAGCAUCUUUGUCAAUGUUGUCAACAAAGUCACUAAAAAGAUAGCACCAAGCAAGAAGGGAUGGGUUGAAGGCCUUAUUCCUGAGGAUUUGAACUACAACAACCUCAAUCUAUUUUAUUGGUUUUUGGCCAUUCUUAGUAUUUUGAACUUUUUUCAUUACUUGUAUUGGGCAUCCUGGUAUAAAUAUAAGACUGAGGAGCAGAUUGCGGAGUUGAAUGGAGGAGGAGAGAUGACUAAGGAACCGAUUGCAGAAUUGAAUGACGGACGAGAAAGAGAGACGACCAAAGAGCCAAUUGCGGAGUUAAACGGAGGAGAAGAAGAGACUAAGGAAUCGAUUGCGGAGUUGAAUGACAAAGGAGGAAGAGAGACCAAGGAGUCCAUUGCGGAGUUGAAUGGAGGAGGAGGUGAUGAUAUUCCUAUUCUCCAUGAGGAGGGGAGCGGAGUAGACGCCAAGGCUCAUCAUGGUGAAGAAAAAGAAGCGAAUUUGUGAAAAAAAUAGAGUUUGUUGUUGACUCUAUUGAACACAUGAAAUAGGAUCAACUUGUCCAUAGAAGCUUUUGAUAAGCUAUUAUCUAGGUUUCCAUAUGAAUUUCAUCUUAAUGUUGAUAGUUUUCUUAUAUAAUAUGUCAUAUUUUCUUUGGGUGUCAUAAAAAGUAAGUUAAUUUUUUUCUAAAAGAAUGUGUCACAUAAUAUUAUAUUGUUGUUGAGGGGUUAAUUAAGAGGAAGGGAAGUGAUCUGUUAGGGAUGUUUAGAAGGUUGGCCUUGGAGGAAGUGAUCUAGGGAAUCUAUUGAGCUUAUUUGGUUGGCUGAAAUUUAAAAUCACUUUAUCCCCAAA
Molecule: messenger RNA, 2196 nt
Organism: Benincasa hispida (wax gourd)
Lineage: Eukaryota; Viridiplantae; Streptophyta; Magnoliopsida; Cucurbitales; Cucurbitaceae
Product: protein NRT1/ PTR FAMILY 4.5-like
Biological process (GO): transmembrane transport
Cellular component (GO): membrane
Molecular function (GO): transmembrane transporter activity
Source: RefSeq, a predicted model, not a curated record